AAUGGAUACUUAUCUGCUGCGCGUUCUUAAAUUAUAACUGUAUUCUGUUUAACGAAUGCAUUUCAUUUUGUUUUGAAUUUAUUUGAUUAUUUGAAGAAGUUAAAGAAAGGAUGAAAAGAAAAGCAUUAUUAGAUGACAGAGAUUUCAAUAACAUGUAGUCUAUCGUAAUUAAGCAGUAUUUUACAAAAAAUAAAUUUACAUCUUAAUAAAAGUUUAAUAUUACUGCUGACUGAAAAAAAGUGUAUCACCGAUGUGGUUAAAUUUAUGUGUUAACUAUGAACAUUCAUUUAUUUGAUUGAUCUAUCGUGAAUUUCAAUAACGGAAAGAUUCAAGACAAAAUCGAGGUUAUAGUUAUGGAGAAAAGUGAAAUUAUCUAUAUUUCUUCUGACGAUGAUGAAAAGACCGAUGAUAAACGAAAAUCUCUACAGUGCAAUGAAAAAGUUAAUAAGAUUAAUUUUGUAAAUACAAGUACAGAACAAGUACAGAAAUUGAAUAAUAAUGAAAGAAAAGAUAUAGGUAAGCAAAAACGCAAAAUAUCAGAAGUCGAUGAUAUUUCAAACAUAAAGAAUAAUGGUAUAGAUAAAAAAAUUAAAACAGAAUUAAGCCAAGAAAUAAAUGGUCUGUUAACAAAGGAUAAUUAUAAACAAAAUGAUAUUAAAUCACAAAACUAUACAUCUCUACCUGUAAAUAAUGUAACUGUUAAGCCACAGUUGAUUAUUAAGGAAAGGAAAAAUAUAUCUCUUCCAGAACAAGAUGUAUUUCCUAUGUUUAUCAGUUUAUGCUUACAAAAAAAACGAGAACCCGCAAUGGAGAUUAUUGUUAAUAAACUUAAAAGACGAUAUGAUUUAAUGAAUCCUAUGUAUGCAAAAUCAGAAGCUUUCCAGAAUUUUUUAAAUAAAAAACGUAAUGCUAUUUUGUCUUCUGACAAUAUGAUAUAUCAUCAUAUUAUGGAUGUCAAGACUGAAAUGAAAUCUAGAGCUAAAGGAACUUCAAAAAUAUCUGCUCAAAUUGAAACAAGUAAAAGUAAUGUUUAUAAGGAUAUAUCAUCAUGUUCCAAAUCAUCUUCAUCUUCAAGUAUUUUUAAUAAUAUGGAACUAGAGGAAAUAAAUGAAGAAGAUUAUGAAGAUAAUACCAUGGAUGUUCAUAUGGAAAACAGACUUAAGAAAAUAGUAAAAGUAAUGAAUAUAUGUGAGAGAAGAAUAAAAACAUUGGAAGAGGCUGAAGUAAAUUUUUCUGAUGAAGAUAACAGUAAUUACAUUAAGCUUGAAAAAUAUAAAGAAAGAAUGGUAAAAUUGUACAAUGAGUAUUGCCGCAUAACAGGUGAUAAUGCAGAUGCAGGUCGUCCAUAUUUGAGACCAAAGCAUUUAAAUCCAACUCAAAUUGUUAUUGUGGAUCAAGCAAUCACGAAUUUUAUAAAUGCAAAGAUCACUAAAAGAAAUAGACUAAAACGAAAUGGCAGAUUUACAGAUGAUUUAAUAUUCCCAGAUUACACGGACAUCUUGAAAUGCGUGUCAGAUUGUAAUGAAAAAAAUAAUUUAGGAUUAGAUAGAAAAAAACAAUCUCAGAUCGCUAAAAAGGCAUUUACUAAUUUGGGAGAACACUUACAACGUGCUAGGCGCAAUGAUUAUUGGGAUACAUUUUCUCUAUCUUUGGAAAAUAAACAAGAAGAUCCAGCCUUAAAAGAUCAUGAACUUGCACAAAAAUUACGUACAAAUCGAGAGAUCGGAGAAAAGAAAUUAUCUCAAGUAUUUCAAGACUAUGUGAAAAAACAAGAGGAAAUGAAAAAUUCCUUAUUAGAAGAUAAGGCAGAUACAGAAAAUGAUGAUGAUGAUGAUGAAGAUAACAAUAUAGAAUCUAAAGAUGAGGAUGAACACAGUGAGGAGGAUGAUGAAGAUGACGAAGAUGAAAAUGAUAUUGCAGAAGAUGAAGAUGAAGGUGAAGAAGAUAAAGCUAGUAUUAAUAGCAGUGAAAAAAAUAAAAACAAAAACAAACAUAUCUUGGAAAAUGAGACUAGUUCAAAAAAUGAUUUAACAAAUACAUGUGAGGAUAAAGAUAAGGAUGUGUUAAUAAAAAAUGUAAAUGAAGUAAGGUAUGAUAUAAACGUAGGACUUUCUGAAAAGGUGAAUGAAGAAUCAAGUUCAGCAAUAAAAUCAGAAGUAUCAAUUAUUCAACAAUCAUCCACAUUAAAUAACAAUGAUACUAAAGAUAAAACAGAUGAAAUUAUGCUGGUGGACAAUGACUGCGAUGAAGCAACAGGAGGUAGUAAACCUCUGUUACGUGUACGUUCCUUUGCAAAACAUCCUACAACUUGGGAAGACAACAAGCAAAAAUUUCAAAAUUCGGGAAAUGGACCAACGAAAGAAGUGAUUGAUCUUACAAAUGAUGUAGCUAUAACAAAAGUAGAGGUUCCUAAUUUUAAAAUUCAAACAGCUAUACUUCCUUCAAAGAAUACAUACAAGGCUUUGGUGAUACCUGCAAAUUUGGCAAGUAAAAGUAUUAUCAAUGUUAAGAAUAUUACAAAUAAUUACUUAAAAGUAAAUCCAAGAAAUAUUACUGCAAAUAAAUCAAACAUAAAAUCUUUAUCUGUGGUAAAACAAGUAGUUGAUGUAAGUUCCGUUAAUACUAUUAUACAUUUACCACAUUCUUCUAAUCGACAAAAUACAAAUAAUAAUGGUAAUAAUAACGGAACAAAACAAAAUAAGACUAUCGUGCACCUUCUUGUACCAGCAGAACAAGUACAUACAACAAAUUCGAUAGGAAUGUCCAUUAUAGGAAGUUCAAAAAAUAAACCAAAAUGACUGCGAACAA
Vespa crabro (European hornet) is the source of this 2808-nucleotide messenger RNA. RefSeq names its product protein PFC0760c (gene Daxx). The transcript has 4 exons. The coding region runs from base 354 to 2798 and encodes 814 amino acids. The record is from RefSeq and is a predicted model, not a curated record. NCBI's taxonomy places the organism in Eukaryota, Metazoa, Arthropoda, Insecta, Hymenoptera, Vespidae. Gene Ontology annotation, molecular function: histone binding.